Molecule: messenger RNA, 1532 nt
Organism: Arachis ipaensis
Lineage: Eukaryota; Viridiplantae; Streptophyta; Magnoliopsida; Fabales; Fabaceae
Source: RefSeq, a predicted model, not a curated record
AUGAACGUGAAAACAAAACCUAGCCCAGUAACCCCCACGCCCCACCCCCAAACGAAACCUAGCCGCUCUCUUCCCAGUUCUCACAGUCUCGCUCUCUGCACCUUCCAGCGCCGGCGAGAGACCGUUCCUCCCACGACCUCGCAGCGCCGCCGAAGCCUUCCUUCCAGCGCCGCCGAAUCUUUCCUCCCACUGCUCCCAGGACCUCCUCGCGGACAGAGCACCACGAAGGCACGAAGCCCCAGCCACAGCCAGCGCCGAGCAGCCCAGCACCACCCUCGCACAGUUACACCCAGCAGGCCAGCAGUAGCACAGCACCACCCACUCACCCAGCAGCGUUUCUGGCCACCCACAACACAACACCUCCCACCCAGCCACCGAUUCAAGUCAGAGUUGGAGCCCGAGCCACCGAGUCAGGUAACAAAUCCUGGAGGGAGAAAUAGAGAUAGGAAGACCGACUUGCUUGUUAUAGCUGAUCGUGGGAACUCCUUUAAGGUUAUAAAUCAUGUGAGUAUUCCUUUCCUAGAUCAUUUGUUCUUGGAUAAAUUACAAUAUUACACUGGCCUUCCAAUGGUUAGGCGAUAUUCCACAUGACGUCCUUUUAUAACUUUUAUAUAAUAUGUAAACACUAAGUAUAUUGGAUCAAGACUUUGUUAGCUAUUGUGUAUUUUUUUUGUCGAUUUCAAUGUUAUGACUUUGUGAAAUAGUAUGGUAGUAUUUUUUUUGAAUUGAUUGAAAAAACCAAACAAACCGAACCAAACCAAACCGAUUUUAAUUGGUUUGGUUUGGUUCGGAUGGCCUUGCUAAAAAAAUCGAACCAAACCGAACCGCAGUUUAAUUAGACGAUCGGAUCGGAUGAGUGGAUGACCUUUCUCUCAAAAACCGAACCAAACCGCACAGCGAACACCCCUAUUGCUGGUGACUGUUGUAGUUGAAUUUUAGAGUUGUUGAAGCUGAGCAUCGUUUAGUUAGUAUUGUUAUUGAAUCUGAUGGUUAUUACUAUUGUAUUUGAUUUUUUAGAGUUGCUAUUGAAUCUGGUGGUUAUUACUUUAGUUAGAAUUAGAAUUAUUGUUGAACUUGAAUCUGGUGGCUGCUGAUGUUGCAUUUAGUUUUUUAGUGUUGUUGUUUGUUGCUGGUUGCUGUGUUUUAGUCUUUUAGAGUUGCUAUGUUUUAGAGUUGCCGUGUUUUUUAGAGCUGUUGUUGUUUGUUGCUGGCGCAUUUUUUGAAUUGCUGUUUGUUCACUUUGUUGAAUCACAAAGUCAGUGAACUUUAGUGAACUUUGGUGGAAUGGUGGUGGAUGCUGUGUUGCUUAAAAACUGACUUGAGUAAAUCUUUUGUUGCUGAAAAUAUUUUUGGUUUCUUUUGCUAGAAUUUUAAAAAUGUCUUCGUCUCAAACACCAUCAGAUUAUUAGUUAUGUUUAAGACUUGAUAUUAGAUUAUUAAUGUUUGUAAAGACUUGCAUUUUAAGUUUUAAGACAUUAUUUUAAUUUUAUUUAUAUAAUUUUAUAUUUUUUUAAUUAUGACUGGGUUAAUCG